GGCGGGCGCGCCGUGACGUCAUCACAACAACAUCAGCCGUUUCUUCCUUGUUUAGACUCCCUCCAGUUUUCAACUUAGCGGCUGUAUGUUGAUGUAUUUCCACGACUGUCUGAUAAAUAACAUCAUUCUCUAAGCAUGGCGUCAGUGUUGUCACAGCUGAUGGGUGAGUGGAUGGACGUUCAGGGACUCCUGAUAUUUCUGUGCGUGCUGCUGUUGGUGAAACACCUGCGAGAUGUUCAGUCCAGGAACAUGCCGCCAGGACCCUUCCCUCUGCCUGUCAUCGGAAACCUCAUAAAUAUAGGCUUUAGUGAUCCACUGGGCUCCUUUCAGAGGAUUGCUGAGAGGUAUGGAAAUGUGAGCACACUUUAUUUGGGAAGCAAUCCCUGCAUACUAAUCACUGGAUACGAGACUUUCAGAGAGGCGUUUGUGGAACAGGCGGACAUCUUCACAGACCGGCCGUACUUCCCUCUAGUUGACAAGCUCAGUAAAGGGAAAGGUCUAAUUAUGUCAAGUGGCCACAUGUGGCGUCAGCAGAGGCGUUUUGCUCUGGCAACACUGAAAUACUUUGGUGUGGGGAAGAAAACUCUAGAAAACUCCAUCCUGCAGGAGUGCCGCUUUCUCUGUGACUCUGUACAGGCUGAACAAGGUUUGCCCUUUGACCCUCAGCGUCUCGUGACCAAUGCCGUGGCUAAUAUAAUCAGCGGGUUGGUGUUUGGUCACAGGUUUGAGUAUGACGACCAUCAGUUUCAUCUGAUGCAGAAGUACGUGGAUGACUUCUUACAGCUUCCCAUCUCCCACUGGGGUCGGUUAUAUAAUCAGUUUCCAACCCUCAUGUCGUUGCUGCCAGGAAAGCACCAGACGGCAUUCGCCAGCAUGUCUAAACUUCAGCCCUUCAUGCAGGAGGAAUUCAGAAAACACAAGGAGGAGAGAGACCCGUCCAACCCCAGAGACUACAUUGACUGUUAUCUGGAUGAAAUCGAGAAGUGUAAGGACAGCGAGGCAGAGUUCACAGAAGAGAACCUGAUGCACUGUGUGGUUGAUCUGUUUGGAGCGGGAACAGAGACCACCUCUAACACUCUCAGAUGGGCUUUACUCUUCAUGAUCAAGUAUCCAGAUGUGCAAGAUAAGGUCCAGUCUGAGAUCGAUCAGGUGAUUGGACAGACACGUCAACCUCUAAUGGAUGACCGAACAAAUCUGCCGUACACCUACGCUGUGAUCCAUGAAAUUCAGAGGUUCGCCAACAUUGUUACCUUCACGCCUCCCAGAGUGGCCAACAAGGACACAACGGUGGGAGGACGACUCAUCCCGAAGGGUGUGAUAGUGAUGCCCUUGCUAAAGACAAUCCUACAGGAUAAGAAUGAGUACAGCACUCCGUACGAGUUCAAUCCUGCACACUUUCUGGAUGAAAAUGGCAUGUUUUUGAAGAAAGACAGUUUCAUUCCUUUUUCAAUAGGUAAACGGAUGUGUCCAGGAGAGCAGCUCGCUCGUAUGGAGCUCUUCCUCUUCUUUAUCUCGCUGAUGCAGCGUUUUACCUUCCUGAAUCUUGAAGGACAAAGGCUGAGUCUGAAAGGAUCCGUAAGCGUCUCGUCCGGUCCUGAACCCUUCCAGAUACGUGCUGUGCCUCGAUAGAUUUUAAUCACGCAAAAAUCAGCGUCUGUUCCUGAAUCAUGUUAAUUACAUGGGCUCUUCUCCCAAAGGAACACACAGCUACAGCUCACAAACUAAUUACUGAAGGGAUGUAAUGUGUUUUUGGUAAGAAAUUGAUCUGAUUUUAUUAUUUUCCUGCUCAUUUACUGUCUGGGCAUCAAAAUGCAGAGACAACAAACUUGAUACGAUAGUUCAGUACUCUACCGUUCAAAAGUUUGGGGUCUUUAAGAUUUUUGGUUGCACUUCCAAUAUACUUACAGUAUACUUGCCUGAAUAAUAUAAGGCAACUACAUGAGGUAAGGUUAGGUUCAGGAGUAGUACCUAGUUACAGUUAUUGUAAUUACUACAAUAAGUAUAUAGUAUGUACGUUCGAAACAGGACUGUAAAAUAAUUUAUUUGAUCAUUUACAGUAAAAACAGUAAUAUUGUGAAAUAUAAAUUUUAAUUUAAAAUAACUGUUUUCUAUGUGAAUAUAUAGUAAAAUGUAAUUUAUUCCU
Messenger RNA from Megalobrama amblycephala (Wuchang bream), 2143 nucleotides. RefSeq names its product cytochrome P450 2J4. Gene Ontology annotation, molecular function: iron ion binding; heme binding; oxidoreductase activity, acting on paired donors, with incorporation or reduction of molecular oxygen, reduced flavin or flavoprotein as one donor, and incorporation of one atom of oxygen. Gene Ontology annotation, biological process: xenobiotic metabolic process. NCBI's taxonomy places the organism in Eukaryota, Metazoa, Chordata, Actinopteri, Cypriniformes, Xenocyprididae. The coding region runs from base 136 to 1629 and encodes 497 amino acids. Gene Ontology annotation, cellular component: cytoplasm; intracellular membrane-bounded organelle. The record is from RefSeq and is a predicted model, not a curated record. The transcript is spliced from 10 exons.